AUGUCUUCUGGCAAGUCGUCGCGAAGCAAUGGUCAGCCGACCGAGACGGCUGCGGCGACAGGAGCUUAUCGUAGCUCCGGGGGCUACGAGACAUUAGCCCCACAGACCCAUCACGACACAGCAUCGGAGGGUCGACCUGCGACGAACAAGCCGAAGCGGAGAAAGAACCGUCAUCGAAAGCGUCGCAAUCGCCGGCAGUCCUUUCUUGCGCCUGAAGAAUCCCAUCCUGCGACUGCGGUCUCGGGUGCUGAGGAGGCCAUGAUAGCGGGGGAUCAGCCCCAUUCUCGACCGGCGCUUCCAUUCUACAAUCUGGGAAGGGAUUUGAGCAGUACAAGCUUGGAGAGUGAAGCUCUGCUGGAUCAUCGAAAUCAACCCAUGAUGCGGCCACGGAGAGAAAGCCGGCUGGCACAGUCCUUUCGACCUGGAUCCAUGACGAUUCCGCCUCGUUCUACCGAUUUAGCUUCUCGCGGUACACCCUCCGGUACCAGGGCCUUCCAUGCUGGAGACGACAGCGAUGGAUCAGACGGAAUAGAUGAUCAUACGCCGUUGAUACGACCAUCUUCAGGCCAUCAUAACAACAAAUCGUGGUACGGAACGGAUGCCAAGGCAAGCCCCUUUGCAUCGCGCCAGCGACGUACCUCUGUGCAGUCAACUUCGUCCCGAUGCUCUCCUCGUGGUCACACGACUUCUGAUCCUGAUCGAGAUUAUGACAUUAAUAACCCUCCUUCCAUCCCGAGCUCACCGAAGCUGGGAGGUGAGAUGAACUACGACGAUGCGGUGGUCACGGGUGCAGACUUUGACUUUGCUCUCGCCAAAUCGAUUGAUAAUCGCAACCAGGCGGGCGCUCGGCCCAAUGACAUGGUAAUUGACGUGGACGGUCGUUCCACCCAACCGAAGCCUUCUACUCAGUCCUCCCCCAGUUCACCACAACUUCCGCCUCACGAGGCUCUUCGUCGGCGCCGCACUAUCGCAUUACCGGUUGAGGAGGAUGUUUGCUUUCCGAUCGAAGAGGCCUCAGAGCUCGCCGAGGAGGAUGCACGGAGAACGUCCCGCGAGGACGCUCGGCGGCGGCGGAGAACCAAGGAAUGGCCGGAUUUGUCUGUUCUGGAGGAAUGGAGUCGGGAGGAGAAGGAGGAACGGACUGGCGUGCUUCGCGCCAAAAAGAUCAGCGAGCCCGUGCUCAUUGAGGGCCGACUGAGACCUCAGUACCGAGUGUGGCGGCGCGAGGAAGACGAGGCGCCGUAUCGAUUCACUUAUUUUAACGAGGAGUUUCAGAGUACCAUUCAUGCCCAAAGCAUAUCCGAGCUGGUGCAGCCCGGUGGUAGUUUCCGGGAGUUAUUCAUCCCCGAUCCUCCGGAACUGGAGGUUUCGUCUGAUGAGGAGGACAUUGAGGACGAAAACAUUCACAGUGACCAUUUCACCGACUGCAACCACAAUGGCCAGGACAACGUCAAGGCGGAAGAACCCAGGGCGGCACAGGCCGGUUUACACAAUGGGAACGCUGCCACUGGCCCAAAGAUGCAGCAUGGUAUGUCCGUAAUCAGCGAAGGCAUGUCCGAGGCGCGCACAUCAGUUGAAGCUUCACCGGCGCGCAAAGUCUCACCACCGAAGCCUAAGAAAUUUGGGCCUCGUCCGACCUUCUGGCUGGAUGUUCUCUCUCCGACAGAUGCGGAAAUGCGCGUGAUUGCCAAGGCAUUUGGGAUCCACGCCCUGACGGCCGAGGAUAUCAUGAUGCAGGAGGCGCGUGAGAAGGUCGAGCUAUUCCGAAGCUACUACUUUGUCAACUAUCGGACCUUUGAGCAGGAUCCCAACAGCGAGAAUUACUUGCAGCCGGUGAACAUGUACAUCGUCGUUUUCCGGGAGGGGAUCUUGAGCUUCCAUUUCUCGCAGACACCGCACCCGGCGAACGUUCGCCGGCGUAUCCGCCAGUUGAUGGAUUAUCUGAUCCUCAGUUCCGACUGGAUCUCAUAUGCGCUGAUCGAUGACAUCACGGAUGUUUUUGGUCCGCUGAUCCAGUCUAUUGAGGAUGAAGUAGACGAGAUCGAUGAGAAGAUCAUGAAGAUGCACUCUCCUGGGCGUCCCAUGGAUUCCAACAAUGACAACCCUCCCAACCGCCGAGAGGAUGAGGAGGAUGAGCCAGAACCACCGGCUCCCGGCGAGAUGCUGCGACGCGUGGGAGAAUGCCGUAAGAAAGUCAUGGGGAUGUACCGAUUGCUCAGCAACAAGGCAGACGUUGUGAAGGGGUUCGCUAAGCGAUGCAACGAGCAUUGGGAAGUGGCGCCGAAAUCCGAGAUUGGGCUGUAUUUGGGAGAUAUCCAAGAUCACAUUAUGACUAUGACUAGCAGCCUGACCUACUACGAGACGCUACUGUCACGAGCGCAUUCGAACUAUCUAGCCCAAAUCAACAUCUUGAUGAAUGAACGACAAGAGCAGACAGCAGAUGUUCUUGGGAAGCUUACCGUUCUCGGAACAAUUGUGCUUCCCAUGAACAUCAUCUGCGGUAUGUGGGGGAUGAACGUCAAGGUUCCCGGUCAAGACAUAGAUAACUUGUGGUGGUUUUGGUCAAUUACUGGAGGCCUGAUCUUCUUCGCUUUUGCUUCCUUCCUGAUUGCAAAGCGAGUCUACAAGAUCGUCUAG
This is a messenger RNA of Aspergillus viridinutans, 2637 nucleotides long. Its product is annotated as magnesium transporter CorA family protein. The coding region runs from base 1 to 2637 and encodes 878 amino acids. Gene Ontology annotation, biological process: intracellular magnesium ion homeostasis; magnesium ion transmembrane transport. The transcript is spliced from 4 exons. The record is from RefSeq and is a predicted model, not a curated record. Gene Ontology annotation, cellular component: plasma membrane. Gene Ontology annotation, molecular function: magnesium ion transmembrane transporter activity. NCBI's taxonomy places the organism in Eukaryota, Fungi, Ascomycota, Eurotiomycetes, Eurotiales, Aspergillaceae.